Cryptomeria japonica (Japanese cedar) is the source of this 1125-nucleotide messenger RNA. RefSeq names its product mitogen-activated protein kinase 10-like. The transcript has 4 exons. The record is from RefSeq and is a predicted model, not a curated record. Lineage: Eukaryota; Viridiplantae; Streptophyta; Pinopsida; Cupressales; Cupressaceae. Gene Ontology annotation, cellular component: nucleus; cytoplasm. Gene Ontology annotation, biological process: intracellular signal transduction; protein phosphorylation. Bases 445 to 1125 code for a protein of 226 amino acids. Gene Ontology annotation, molecular function: MAP kinase activity; ATP binding.
CCUGCAGGAAGGGAUAGAAAGACCAGGGUUGGAGCUGCUUUGUUCUUGUAUAGCCUUUUUUUUCUUAGAAGAUUUUUGCCUUUUCUUUUUUCUCUUGGGUUGGCAAUGCAGACAUUGUAUGUUUUCAGCAGGCCUGCCAGGCCAUGGGCUUGUGUUGUUUCUCUAUGACUGACUGCAGAAGAAGAGAUCUAAAAUUGUUUAUGAGUGGGAGAAGCAAAACAGACAGUGGGUUUGGUGGGGAAAAUGUGGCUGAGGCCCAGACCUUGCUGAAAGAACGCUUGUUUUUAAGUAAGUUUAUCAAAUUUCAAGGUUUCUUCUGUGAAAAAGACUCGACAUUGUGGCCACAGAAAGGCUGAAAAUAGGUAGAGAAAGUUGAAUUUCUUGUGAAGCACAAAACUUGAAGGAGUUAAGGUGGAUCUGGAAGAGGACACACAAAAAGGAACUAUGCAGCAAGAACAGAGAAGAAAGAACCCUACGGAGGCGGAAUUUUUCACUGAAUAUGGUGAAGCUAGUCGCUACAAGGUCCAGGAGGUUAUAGGUAAAGGGAGCUAUGGUGUUGUUUGCUCUGCAAUUGAUACUCAUACUGGAGAAAAAGUUGCAAUCAAGAAGAUAAAUGACAUUUUUGAACAUAUAUCUGAUGCAACUCGGAUCUUACGUGAAAUUAAUCUUUUGAGACUUCUGCGUCAUCCUGAUAUUGUUGAAAUCAAGCAUAUUAUGUUGCCACCAUCAAGGCGAGAAUUCAAAGAUAUUUAUGUUGUUUUUGAACAUAUGGAGUCAGAUCUACACCAGGUUAUAAAGGCAAAUGAUGACCUGACCCCAGAACAUUAUCCAUUUUUUUUGUACCAGCUUCUUCGAGCUUUAAAAUACAUGCAUACAGCAAAUGUUUACCAUCGGGAUUUGAAACCGAAGAAUGUUUUGGCUAAUGCUGAUUGCAAGCUAAAAAUAUGUGACUUUGGCUUGGCAAGGGUUGCCUUCAAUGACAUGCCUACUACAAUCUUCUGGACGGAUUAUGUUGCUACACGAUGGUAUAGGGCUCCAGAGCUAUGUGGAUCUUUUUUCUCCAAGGUAUUUGCUACUUUGUCUGCGCUCUGCCCAUAUUCCUCAAUUAAUAUUUUACUUAUUUAA